Eutrema salsugineum is the source of this 657-nucleotide messenger RNA. RefSeq names its product monothiol glutaredoxin-S9. Lineage: Eukaryota; Viridiplantae; Streptophyta; Magnoliopsida; Brassicales; Brassicaceae. Bases 125 to 433 code for a protein of 102 amino acids. The record is from RefSeq and is a predicted model, not a curated record. Gene Ontology annotation, cellular component: cytoplasm; nucleus. The transcript has a single exon.
UCAAGAACUCAAGUCUCAGGCAACACAGAGCUAUACUAGGGAGAAACAAAGGAAGAUUUUGUUUCUCCUUCUUCAAGAAACAAGCCCUAGCUAGAUUGAUUGAGACUACUUCCUUCAAGAAGCCAUGGACAAAGUUGUGAGAAUGUCAUCAGAGAAAGGAGUGGUUAUAUUCAGCAAGAGCUCGUGUUGCCUGUCUUAUGCAGUCCAAGUCCUCUUCCAAGACCUUGGGGUUCACCCAACCGUCCAUGAGAUCGAUAAAGACCCUGAUUGUCGUGAGAUCGAGAAAGCCCUAAUGAGGCUCGGGUGUUCCACGCCGGUCCCAGCCAUCUUUGUGGGCGGUAAGCUCGUUGGUUCGACCAAUGAAGUCAUGUCGAUGCACCUAAGCGGCUCGCUGGUUCCACUGGUUAAGCCAUUUCAGGCCAAUCUAUGUUAAAUAAGGUGUUCUAACUUUCUAAACCUAAGAAUUUGUAUUUCAAUAAGAAACAACCAAAAAAAAAACAAAACACAAUGGUUUUAGCCUAAUGCAACCUUUGUAAUGUAGCUUUAUAAAUACUGUUCGUUUUGUAAUCUCAUCAAAGAUCCUACAAUAAUUGACUAAUUUAUACAACCAGUUUGUAAUUUUAGCCUUUAUGGUAACAUUUCAGGGGAAUCAAUGAA